Molecule: messenger RNA, 3086 nt
Organism: Schistocerca serialis cubense
Lineage: Eukaryota; Metazoa; Arthropoda; Insecta; Orthoptera; Acrididae
Exons: 9
Coding region: 1-2292 (763 amino acids)
Biological process (GO): urea transmembrane transport
Cellular component (GO): membrane
Molecular function (GO): urea transmembrane transporter activity
Source: RefSeq, a predicted model, not a curated record
AUGCCGGGAGAGGGCAACACUCAGCUGAAAUGGCAGCACGUGGCCGGGGACUGCCGCAUCCUGUCGGACAUCUUGGCCGAGAAGGACAACAAGUCUCCGUGGCUGCUGUUCAAGUUCCUGGACGCUCUGCUGCGCGGCUACGGACAGGUGCUGUUCUGCAACAACCCGCUGACUGGCGCGCUGCUGUUGGCAGCCCUGGCGGUUGCUGAUUGGACGGUGUGCCUCUGGGGGCUGCUGGCAGCUGCCACGGGGCUCCUCGUGUCCGUCGCCGCCCAGCAGGACAUUGGCGCGGUGCGUGCGGGGGCGACCACGUUCAACUCGCUGCUGGUGGGCCUCGUUUCGGCCAGCGCGCUGCGGGGCAUCUACGGGACGGCCCUGGAGGAGGACCCCAGGGUCGCCGUCGUCGUCGUCGCUGGGGCUGCCAUUUGUGCACUGGUGGCCUCUGGUAUGACCCGCCUGCUGUCGCACCUGGGCGGCGUGCCCAGCCUGGCGCUGCCCUUCGUGCUCACACAGGCCCUCAUCUUCUCCUGCGUCGCCCACGCCAGCCUCAUGGCGCCCGCCUCCGACAACGGCGGGCAGGUCGUGGCUGACGUCACGAGUCCAGCUGCCGCCGUCACCCAGGUACCGACUGUGCAGACGCAUCAGCCCCCCAGGCCCGUGGUUCCAGUACACCACACCUCGACUGCCUGGACAGCACCGCUCAACGCCAGUGUUCCAGCACAACUGCUCUCCAGCGCCAUACCCACACUGCCCCGAGACGUCGAAAUCAUCCAAGUGCCUGAUGCAGUUCUCAGGAACCGGACACCAUCAGAGUCGAUUGGCGCCAGUAGCAUACGCAGACGCAGGCUCGCCCAUUCAGCUAUGAUGGAAGAGGAACUACUUCUACAGGAUGGCAGCAAUGGGGGAGAAUCUACUACAGAAGCAGAACGGUCUGACAGCAAUCUGGGGAAGGCUGAAACUAUUCCUGUUCCUGCUGCUGAAGAUGUCACUCUCCAGUCUUCACUACCUGUAGAAACAAUCCCGACAGCAGAGAGCACAUAUGCUAUGGACGUGACAAACUCUCUGAGUACCACUGAGGUGUUUGCAGAAGGAACGGAUGUGGGAGGAGGAAUCCUUUAUGGGGCUAACUUUCUGAUGGAUGAACUGAUGCAAAAUGAUGGGCCACCUCAGUUUGCAUCAGCUACAGAGGAGAAUGAGUCUACCACCCGAAAUGAUGGCAAUGGCAAUCUCGGAGCCUCAAAUAAUGGGGAGAACAACAAUGGAUCUGUAGGAGACAUAACAACAAUCGGAACAGCCAAACUGGGCCAACUCUCAGAAGAGCAUCAGAGCACUGUGACUGAAAUGAUGACUACAGUGGUAUAUACAGGUAAAGGAGUCAGUCAGGACAAGAUUUACAGUCAAGGGGUUUCCUCAACCGUUCCUAGUAGUGUCAAGGAGGAGGGAUCCAGUAUAGCAAAUGGUAAUGCUGCUCUUAGAAGCAGUGCAGCCCCACCUCCAAAAGACGCCCACCCUGCUGAGACAAUGGAGUUGUCAGAGUCCAGAUCAGCAGCUGCAUCAGCACUGGAAGGUCCUUCCAGUUUCCAAGCACCAAGGGAGCCGGCUAUGUCUGACCGUCAGCCUGUGGCGGGCCCAGUGGACACUGAGGCUGGCGCUGAGGUGGAAAUGGAGGUGGAUGUGGAGCCAGCCAGUGGUGAGGUGGACUGGGGCCGGGUGUUCGGCAGCAUCCUGCUGGCCCCCACACAGGCCUUCGGGCUGGAGCACGAGGUGGCCGGGGCGCUCAUGUACCUGGGAGUCGCCCUGAGUUCCCCGGUCACUGCUGCUGCCCUCGCCGCUGGGGCCAUCGUUGGAGCCUUCACGGCGCUGCUGGUGGGCGCGCCGCUGGAGGGCAUCUACUCUGCGGGCUGGACGUUCAACGCGAUGCUGACGCACGGCGCGCUCUGCGGCUUCCUGUUCGUGUGGUCGCCGCUGUCGCAGGGGGUGGCGCUGGCGGCGGCCGCCUUCUCCGUCGCCCUCUUCUCCGCCGUCGAGCCCGCCAUGUCCUCCGUACCGAUGCCGGUGAUGAGCCUGCCCUUCAACCUGACCACCAUGCUUUUCUUCAGCGUGGCCAGCAGGAGGCUCUGGAGGCCAGAGGAGCUCUCCAGCCCGGAGCAGCACUUCCGCGACUACCGGGCCGAGAUGAAGAAGAGACGCCGAGACGCGGAGAGGCAGCGUAUGAUGGACGAAGAGCCGGCGAAGGAGAAGAAGGCACCGCUGGCGGAGGCGGAGAAGUUGAGCGACGCCGAGGAGGUGUGAACACGGGACCCCGGCAUACAUCGCGCGGACGUGCCUCGCGCGCCUGCCGGCGUCCGAUCCACCUGUUGCAGCCGGCCGCACUCUGAAUGCAAAACAUGCGGCGCCCAUUAAGCGCUAAGCGGGGGGCGCCCAAAUAAACAGUGCCAAACACUGUGGACACGUCCACAAAAAAACCUGUACUUUAGCGUGUAUUAACAACUCACCUCGAUAAUGCAUCAUUUCGCCAUGAAGUCAUUUCUGGAAAAUUCAAUCCAGAAUUAUAUGCUGCCAACUCAUCCAUCACUUCAUUUAGCACUGGCUGACGGACAACUCAUACCACCAUGUCUCGUUAGGUUACGUUUAUUCCUGAUUUUUGUGUUGAAUCUCUGUGUUUCUACUAUUAAGGUCGAUCAGCAGGGACUUGUAGAUAAUGUACCAUAUGAACCUCUUUAACACAUCACGGUUUUGCCCCAGUGCAACAACUCCUCUUGACACUGCCGCGGAAAAGGUGACGAUAUGGGCUGUUUGUGACAGCAAGACAUUUCCCAUGGAAAUUGCAUGUCGCCAUGUACAGUUCACAGACAUGUCGAAUAUCUUGUAUCCAUUCACUUUGCAUCUUCUGCAGCUGUGUCCCUAACAUAAGAGAUAUCGCUCGGUCGUAGGUUCAUGGAUAGCACUCACCUUGACUGCGAUGACGGCAACAUAUGAUUGAUAGGCUGCCUGGCUAUUUAAAAUUAUUUCAUUUAACGUGAGAAUUAUUGAUCACAGUAACUUUGAAUAAUGAUCUCAAAAAAUUGAAAUAGAACAUAAAAAAG